GUGUGUUAAUUCCACUGCACUGUCUGUAUUGAGGAGGUGUCAAGCGAUACAUUCAUGAAUUCGAUUGGAAAACCAUCGCAUAGGCAUCUUUCAUAUUCCCUGUGGCCUGAUGGACUGUAAUAGACAGCUUUCAUUAGUAUUUUGAUGUUUGUUGUGAAACGAAAGGAUGGAUCAAGACAAAGACGGCUCACCGUCGCAAAGCAAAAAUGUAUUUGGAAUAAAAAUGAAGAAGAGGAAAAAGAAAGCCGGCAAAGGUCUAGUCUUUGCAAACAAAGGUGCUCAAGAUGAAUCUGAGGUCGAAGCUGUUCCUGAUGAGGCACCAGUUUUAGACCUUGAAAACCCUGAAAGUGGCAGUGAAGCCGGCGCCUCUGUUUGCCUCCCCUUCAGACAAGUGAUCAAUACAAAGAGAGCCAAACCUGCAGCCAAGAUUUUGGAAAGUGAGAGCAGGCCACAGGCUUUCCAGAUCUCCAUCAAUAUCACAGAAGCUAGACAGUUGGUGGGCGAGAACAUUGAUCCCAGUGUGGUGAUUGAAAUUGGAGAUGAAAAGAAACAAACUUCAGUCAAAGAGGGGACAAAUGCACCAUUUUACAAUGAGUAUUUUGUGUUUGACUUCUUUGCCCACCAAGAAAUCUUUUUUGACAAAGUCAUUAAACUAUCAGUGAUGCAUUCAAAGAUCAUGAAAAGCUACUGUAUUGGGACAUUCAAGAUUGAUGUUGGAACCGUCUACAACCAGCCUGGUCAUCAAUUUGUCAAUAAGUGGGCAGCACUUAUUGAUCCUACAGAUAUCAGCACAGGGGUCAAAGGUCACCUCAAGUGUGACAUCAGCGUGGCAGGGAAAGGGGAUUUGUCCUCCCGUUCUCAGAAGUUCAGUGAUGCUGAAGAGCAGAUAGAAAAGAACCCACUGCUGCCUGAAGGUUUCCCGUCUAUGCGCCCAUGGGCUACCUAUUAUGUGAAAGUAUACAAAGCAGAGGGUCUUCCCAGAAUGAACUCGAGCAUCAUGGCCAAUGUGACCAAAGCCUUUGUUAGUGACAACACAGCUCUCAUAGAUCCGUACGUGGUGGUGUCAUUCUUUGGCCAGGUGGCACGGACAUCCACACAGAAGAGUACAGCAGACCCUGAAUGGUAUGAGCAGGUGGUGUUUAAGGAGAUGUUUCCUCCUUUGUGCCAGAGACUGAAGAUCCAGGUACUGGACGAAGGUAGCAUGAAUGAUGUGGCCAUUGGGACUCACUACAUCGAUCUUCACAGAAUCUCUAAUGACCAAGAUGGAGAUAAGGGUUUCCUCCCCACGUUUGGACCGUCAUGGAUUAACAUCUAUGGUUCACCUCGUAACUCUACACUAGUGGAUGAUAGCCAAGAAAUGAACGAGGGAAUAGGUGAAGGAGUGUCCUAUCGAGGGAGGCUGUACAUCCAGCUGGCUGUAGAGAUCCUAACAGGAGGAGUUGAGUCUAAGUCUGUGUUCUCCCUGAAGAUGCCUUUGAAAGAUGUGAAGGGAGGGAAAACUGCUGGUAAAGACCCCAAAAUUGGGACAGGAGGAGCAGUUGGAGGAGAGGAGGAGAAAAUGGGGGUCAUGGUGCUGCCUGUGGACACCCCACAAAUGGUCAGAGAUGAAGACAAGGAAAGCUUCCUGCUCUUUGGUGCUUUAUUUGAGGCUACUUUGAUUGACAGGAGGAUUGGAGACAAACCCAUCAGCUUUGAGUUCACCAUUGGAAACUAUGGUAACUUGAUAGAUGGUGCUGCCCUACCAACUUCUAAGAAAAAGGCAGAGAAGGGAUCUGAUCAUUCAAGUCAAGAAGGAGCCAUGACCAGCCCUCUUCUGGAAGCUCAGUCAUCAGCGUCCUGCAAGUCCACCACACGGCCAGAGAAGCCUAUUCUCGGAGAUGGAAACAGGACAUACUAUUAUUUACCCAUUUCAACAUGGAAGCCCUGUAUCCAUGUGCGGAGCAGCUGGGAGGACCGAACGUACCGCCUUCAUCAUUCUAACAUGCUGGAUAGAAUAGCACUUAUGUUUGAAGAGGGAGUGGCCAAGGUAGCACAGAUGGACAAGGUGAUGGAGCCAGGAGUGGAGCCUCUGAUGCAUGCUGUAUUGCGCGAAUUUUGCAAAGAUGCCAGGGAGUUUAUUGCUUUCGCUGAAAAGAAGGUCAAAGGAGCUCAUCUGACCAUGCUGGAUAAGAAGAGACUUACCCUGUGCAAACAGCAGCUGGAAAGUAUGAUAGAGGUGGCAGAAAGCAUCACUGAGCCCAAAAGAAAAGCCCUGACCAUCAAAGAGAUGCUGACAGAGUCACGGAAGCUCACUCAAAGAAUCAGGUUCCUGGUGGAAGAGCCCCAGCAUACACUGCCAGAUGUAUUUGUGUGGAUGCUUAGUAAUAAUAAACGUGUGGCAUAUUCCCGCCUCCCUGCUCGCCACCUGCUGUACUCUGACGAUCCUGUGGAGAGAGGUAAAGACUGUGGCAAGAUCAGCACCCUGUUCCUUAAGCCCCCUGGGAAGCAUGGAGCAACCUGGGCAGUGCAGGCUAAAGUGGAUGUAUAUCUCUGGCUAGGCAACUGUAGAGACACCUCCCAUAUGCUGAAGAAUCUCCCAGCAGGCUUUGAACUGCAGGGGGUAUCAUUAGAAGAGAGCAGCAGCACUCCUCCUGAGAGCUUGCUGUACAAAGAACGACAUGAGUUUCAGCUGAGGGCUCACAUGUACCAGGCACGGGGGCUUAUUGCAGCAGACAACUCAGGCCUCUCAGACCCCUUUGCAAGGGUGUCAUUCCUGUCCAACACCCAGCGUACUGCAAUCAUUAACCAGACUCUUACACCAACCUGGAACCAAAUGCUGAUAAUGGACAGACUGCCUCUGCAUGGCAUGCUCAGUGAACUGCUGCAAGAACCACCUCUCAUUACUAUUGAAGUCUACGAUGAUGAUGCUCUGGGUAAGCCAGAGUAUCUGGGCUCCACUGUAGCCAUCCCAGAGGUCAAGCUCGCUGAGGAGUCAUACACACCUCCUCUUUUGCAGUACAGUCCCCUCUUCUGCGGCAGCUUGUCAGGUGGGGACAUACUUGGAGCUUUUGAGCUCAUUGAGGUUUCAAAGAAAAGAAAACACCUUCUACCUCCAUUAGAUCAGCCAGAAGGCCAGAUCUACCCUGUGCCUUCAUACAUCCGACCCGUGCUCUGCAAGUACAGAAUUGAGGUUCUGUUCUGGGGUCUAAGAGAGCUGAAGAAGGUACAGCUUCUGUCUGUGGAUCGGCCUCAAGUCUUCAUAGAGUGUGCAGGAAAAGGAGUCAACUCCUCCGUGAUACAGAGCUACAAGAGCCACCCAAACUUCAGCAUGCUUGUGGACUCUUUUGAAGUGGAGCUGCCUGAAGACGAAUACCUCCACCCUCCACUCUCUAUCACUGUGGUGGACUGGAGAGCGUUUGGCAGGAGCACUCUAGUGGGCAGCCACGUUAUUAAUAAUCUGGGCCUGUUCAAAUACACCCCUCCAUCCCUACCACCUCCCAGACCACAGCAACAGGAGCCAGCCAUCAUAGAGCCUGCAUCACUUCCUGGACCAGAAAUCAUUGAAGCACAAUCAACUGAGGACAUUUACAUCAACAUAGAGCAGGAGGAGACACCCAAACCUCCUCCUAUGACUGAGCCAUUGCCUCCAGACAAGAAGGACAGAGAGUCUAAAAAGAGCAAGCGAAGGUCUACAAAAAGGAAGAAACGCACUGCUGCUGAUGAGUCUGCUGACUGUGUCAUUGACUGGUGGUCUAAGUACUACGCUUCAGUGGAGAAGAUCCAAAUGUCAAAACAAAGGGAGGCCAAUCCAUUUCCAAACCUCUAUGAAGCUGUACCUCCUCUUCAGAGCUUGCUCUCGGAAGGAUUAACCAAUAUGGCUACAGGAAUGAAAGAGAAGAAAAAGCAGAUGAGCUUCAGGAGUGUGGGUGAACAGCCCAAAUUAGCAACCUUAAAGGUAUAUGACAAAGAGCUUGAGGCUGAGUUUGGCCCUUUUGAUGACUGGGUGAAAACCUUUGAGCUGUAUCGUGGCAAAGCAAAUGAGGAAGAUGGCUCUAGUGUUGAGAGGUUUGUUGGAAAUUUCAAGGGCAGAUUCUGUCUGUAUAAGCUGCCUGAAGGUGGUGAGGGUAAGGGUUUGGAUACCUGGGAGUAUAAGAUAAAUCAGGGGAUUCCAGCCAACGCUCCUGUGAAUGUACUUAUUCGAGUGUACAUUGUUUCAGCAUCCAACCUCCAUCCAGCCGAUCCUGAUGGUAAGGCGGAUCCUUACAUUGUACUGAAACUUGGUAAAACUGUCAUCAAGGACAGAGACAACUACAUCCCAAAACAACUCAACCCAGUGUUUGGGAGAUCCUUUGAAAUUCAGGCCUCCUUCCCCAAGGAAUCUUUACUGAGGAUUCUCAUCUAUGACUACGAUGUUGUUGGUGGUGAUGAUUUGAUUGGUGAGACACACAUAGAUUUGGAGAACCGCUUUUUCAGCAGACACCGUGCUACUUGUGGGAUCCCUGCUGAAUAUGCCAUCGAUGGAUACAAUGCAUGGAGAGACUGUAUUAAGCCAACUGACCUGCUGAUUAAGCUCUGCAAGGAAAACAGACUUGGUAGCCCCCGUUUCACUCCCGGAAGAAUCAGCAUUGGAGAAAAAGUCUACACUGGCAAAACCGUCUUUGUUGAUGAGGAUCAGAUAGUGGAGUCUUAUGAACAUCUGGCUCUGAAAGUACUGCGCAGGUGGGAAGAAAUGCCAGAUGUGGGCUGCCAACUGGUGCCAGAACACAUUGAGACCCGGACUCUUUACCUAAAGGACAAGCCUGGCAUGGACCAGGGCCAGGUGCAGAUGUGGGUAGACAUGUUUCCUAUGGACAUGCCUCAUCCUGGACCUCCGGUGGAUAUUUCUCCCCGCAAACCCAAAGGGUAUGAGCUGAGGAUCAUUAUCUGGAACACAGAAGACGUCAUUUUGGAAGACACCAAUUUCAUAACAGGGCAACAGUCAAGUGACAUCUAUGUCAAAGGAUGGCUGAAGGGUCUUGAAGAUGAUGCCCAGGAAACAGACGUUCACUACAACUCUCUGACUGGUGAGGGCAACUUCAACUGGCGCUUUGUGUUCCCCUUCCACUACCUCCCUGCUGAGAAGCUGGUGGUGGUCAACAAGCGGGAGAACAUCUUCUCCCUGGACAAGACGGAGCAGAAGCUGCCUGCAGUCUUAGUUAUGCAGGUGUGGGACUUUGAGAGACUGUCUUCUGAUGACUUCCUGGGCACAGUAGAGUUGGACCUGCAUGGGUUUCCACGUGGUGCUAAAACAGCAAAAGACUGUAAGAUGGAGAUGCUGAAAGACAGCAAUGAGAACAUCUCCAUCUUCCAACAGAAACGCGCAAAAGGCUGGUGGCCUUUCGUGAAAGCCGAGGAGCUCACGGGGAAAGUAGAGGCUGAGUUCCACUUGGUAACAGCUGAAGAAGCAGAGAAGAACCCAGUAGGUCGAGCACGCAAGGAGCCAGAACCUCUAGAAAAACCCAAUCGGCCUGAUACCACAUUCUCCUGGUUUGUGAAUCCUUUUAAGUGUUUCUUCCAUCUGAUCUGGAAGAACUAUAAGAAGUACAUCAUAAUUGCCCUGGUGCUGCUGAUUGUGGCACUAUUUCUUGCCUUGCUCUUCUACACACUUCCAGGGGCUAUCAGCAAUAAGAUUGUCAGCGGAUGA
Molecule: messenger RNA, 5662 nt
Organism: Colossoma macropomum (tambaqui)
Lineage: Eukaryota; Metazoa; Chordata; Actinopteri; Characiformes; Serrasalmidae
Gene: fer1l6
Product: fer-1 like family member 6
Exons: 42
Coding region: 167-5662 (1831 amino acids)
Biological process (GO): plasma membrane organization
Cellular component (GO): membrane
Source: RefSeq, a predicted model, not a curated record